AGACAGGAGGUGAGGACAUCCUCCUCUAACACUGCCGACAGAGAGAGAGAGAGAAAAGAGGAGAGGAGAGACCGAGAGAGCGAAACCCCAUAAUGCACUGCACGCUGCAGGGUUGAAGUCGUGCAGAUUCAUCAGUUCCUGUUUGAGGGGUUGUGUGCGUGUGCGAGCCUGUGCGCACCCAUAUGGCCGGAGCGGGCGCAGAAGAAAACACACACACAGAGAGAGAGAGAGAACGAGAGAGAACCAAGCAGAGAGAAGUGCCUUCAUGUGCUGACCCUCCUGGCUGUCUGGCUCCUCUGAGGCCAUCUGUGCCUACCCAAGUUCGCCGGAUCCGCUGGGGCCACACCAAAAGCACCAGGGCUGCCAUGACUGCCAGCUCCAUCCGCUAAGGUCGUCUCUGUGCAAACGACACCUCCUCCCGCCCCCGGAUCCUGCUCUCUUCACCAUCCAUGCCACUCCAGCCUCCUCUGUGAAGGCCCAACUCCCUCUCCCCCACACCUUCUCAGCAGACAAAUAUUGAAGGCAAACAGCUUUUUUCGGCUCCUGUUAGCUGAAGAAAAUUGUUUCACUGCUGUUGUCUCCGCUGGCUCUCCUCUCCUCCAGCUGCUUUCCCCCAUCGUCUGCUGGCCCCUGCGUUCUGUCAUCAUGGGCCAAGCCUGAUCGAUACCGCGUUGUGCCGUUCAUCUCGUCUGACGGUUCAACUGACAAGUGAGCAAAUUGAGAGAACCGUGCAUGCGUGUGCGUUAAGAGAGAGGUUACAAGACAAAGCUGUAUGGUCAUCGGCGACACAAGCCCUGGUUGACAGGCUCUGAAGGACUCCUGUUUAAGCCACAAACAGAUUCCUGGGAUGGACCCCAAAUGUUAGGAGAGCCCCCAACAGGCUUCUUUCAGAUCACAACCUUGGAGCACAACCUCUGAAGCUGUGUUUUUUUUUUUUUGUUGUGUUUUGUUUUGGGGUUUUUUGUUUUCUGAUGUUCUCAACCUAUCCCUUCUCAACAUUUGCCCCGGUUUUACCAGAGAACAGCAAGCUUGCUGGACAGCUAGCUUCCCCUGAUCGACCCCUUCCUGUUUAAGUUUGAAAUGGCGGUGAAUGUGACACCGAUGCGGGACACCAAGUGGCUGACGCUGGAGGUGUGUCGGGAAUUUCAGAGAGGAACGUGUUCGCGGCCGGACAACGAGUGCAAGUUCGCCCACCCUGCCAAGAGCUGUCAAGUGGAAAACGGCAGAGUCAUUGCCUGUUUUGACUCACUCAAGGGACGCUGUUCUAGGGAGAACUGCAAGUACCUGCACCCUCCUCCCCACCUAAAGACACAGCUGGAGAUCAACGGAAGGAACAACCUAAUUCAGCAGAAAAACAUGGCCAUGUUGGCCCAACAGAUGCAGCUCGCCAACGCCAUGAUCCCCGGAGCACAGCUACAACCAGUGCCCAUGUUUUCAGUCACGCCCAGCCUUGCAGCGAACGCCAAUGCCGCAGCAGCAGCAGCCGCUGCAUUUAACCCCUACCUUGGCCCCGUGUCACCCGGCUUGAUGCCCGCUGACAUCUUGCCAAGCGCGCCCGUACUGGUCACCAGCAGCCCCAGCGUUCCAGUACCUGCUGCCGCCGCCGCCGCCGCCGCCGCUGCACAGAAGCUCAUGAGGACAGACAGACUGGAGGUUUGCCGGGAAUACCAGCGAGGUAACUGCAGUCGAGGGGAGAAUGACUGCCGCUUUGCCCAUCCGUCAGACAGCACUAUGAUUGACACAAAUGACAACACAGUCACUGUGUGCAUGGACUACAUAAAGGGCCGCUGCUCGAGGGAGAAGUGCAAGUACUUUCACCCCCCGGCUCACCUGCAGGCCAAAAUCAAAGCCGCCCAGCACCAAGUCAACCAGGCUGCGGCCGCCGCAGCCUUGACUCAGUCGGCUGUCAAAUCACUGAAGCGACCCCUCGACGCAACUUUUGACCUGGGGCUCCCUCCUGUCUUGCCUCCUUUGCCAAAGAGACCUGCACUUGAAAAAGCCAACGGUGCCAACACUAUGUUCAAUGCUGGCGUUUUCCAGUACCAACAGGCCCUGGCCAACAUGCAGUUUCAGCAGCAGGCUGCCUUCAUACCAUCAGGCUCGAUUUUGUGCAUGACACCUGCAACAAGUGUUGUACCCAUGAUGCACGGUGCUUCUCCAGCCACUGUGUCUGCAGCCACCACACCUGCCACAAGUGUUCCCUUUGCAACAGCCAACCAGAUUCCAAUAAUAUCUGCGGACCAUCUGACUAGUCACAAGUAUGUGACCCAGAUGUAGGAGUCUCUGUCAGAACAAUGGAACUGGAGAUGGAGCGUGCUGGUGUCAAAUCCAAGAUUAACGGUCAACCUUCAUACAAGUAACAGCGAGAGCCGAGGUUCCGGUUCGGAACACAACCUGCAUGUUAGCGUAGAAGGAACAACUUGCUAGAGAUGUUCUCAUGUGACGUUCAUGCACAGUUUCACACGACGACAGACAAAAACAAAAGAGCGAAGAAGAAGAAUUAGAAGAGCGUCAUUUGUAUUUCAAGACUUGCCUCUCGUUUUGCAGAGGUGACUAACCUUUAUUCACCAGACACAUUUUGAAUGUCAACACAAGGUUCAUGUGGGGGGAGCAGUCAUCGGGACUGAAUCGGUACGUCCGCUGACCAAGAAUCACGUCUUGCGUUGUCUUGUUUGUUUAUUGGUUUUUCGAAUGUCAAUAUGUUCACUUGUUUACACCAAGAUGUACCUUGUAUCUCAGUUAAGGUAAAGGAGCAGAUAAUCUGACUGAACCACAUAUGCAUGCACAAUAAUUUUUUUUCUUUUGUUUUUUUUGUUGUUGUUGUUGUUGUUCUUACCUGGUUCUGUUCUUCUAACAGUGAUGAGGGAAUUUGCCCGAGCAAGGAAGCAACUGAAUGUCUGUGAUGUGUCUUUCAAACCUUUGUAGCCUACCUUUUUAUCUCUUAAGCACACGUCUUUAACCUUACAGGAAUCCCUGUAAAGUGCCAUGCAUCUCAAAAUAUACAGGAAUUGUAUUCAAGCAGUGUUACAAAGUUUUAAACUCAACAAUUCCCUUUAAUUCAUAUGUGUCUGAUUUAGAGUUUUGCUUUUUUCAGGACACCAUGUUGUGUCCAACCACAUGACCUGUCAUUACCUGUAAUUCCCGUUAAGCACCGCUGAUUAUUGCACCCCGGAUAUUCUACUGAUUGAAACCUUUUUACUUUUUUUUUUUUUUUUUACUAUAUUCUUUCAUAUCUGUCAGCUGUUUAGAAAUGCGAUGGUUGAACCUGCAACCACAACGAUCUGUCUUUCUGCGCCAGCAUGUGCUUUGCAAAAGUAUUCAUACCACCUUUUUCACAUUUUUUCACUCUGCAACUACAAACUUAAAUGUAUCGCUUGUUCAUCUUGUGUGACAGACCAACACAAAGUAGCGCAUAAUUUCUUUUUUCACUAAUGAUUUACUUUGUGGCACCACUUUUUGCUGCGAGGAGAGCUGCAGUUGUUUUGUUGCACAUCUAAAGACUGAAACCUUUUGCCAAUUCUUAGCUAUAAAAUGGCACAGCUGUGAAAUAACCUCAUGUUCUCAGUUAGAUUUAGAUGUAAGGCGUUGCAACGCACGAAUUGAGUCGCUCUCCUGGUUUUCUGUGUUUACUUUCAUCCGUUUUCUCAUGACCUCCAAUCAGCCUUCCUGUUCCGCUAGCGAAAAGCCUCCCUCCCCCCCAAGUGCCGCCUACAUCACGUCUCAUCGUCAGGACGGUGUGUUCAGGGUUGUAUGAAGUGUCGGUGUUCUGCCACCGACACUUCAUACAACAUUUUGCAUGCAGGUGACUUUCUGAAAGCCACUGGAAAAUCUUGAGGUCAUCAAACGUUGGACUUCACACACACACGCCCAAUUUUUCUGCGCUACUUUGUGUUGGUCCAUGACAGAGCAAAUUUCAUUUAAGCACUCUGAAGUUUUGUGGUUGUCGUGUAGCAAAAUGUGAAAAAGUUCAGUUAAAUAGUAAUAGUAAUAAUACUUUUUCAAGGUAGCGCAAGUUGCAUUUAGGCCUGUAGAAUCUCUCUCUGGGAUAAAGACGAAAACAAUUAAAUAACUGCUGUGAGGCCAAACAGAAAUCUGUAAAGAAGAGUCUGCUGGUGUGAUGAUGUUUGUUUUCUUUAAAAAGAAAAAAAACAUAAUUUGUUUUUCUUAUACAUGGUUAUGCGUAUUCGAAGACAGGUCGUCGAAGAAAAGUCGGUGUAGUACGUGCGUGUAUAUAUAUAUGGUCUGACAUAUUUAAGAACAUUUGUUUGAUACCUGGGAACUGUCUUUCAGAUAGUCAGCCAAAGUCUUUUUGUGUCACUGUUGUAAUGAGUAGACUAGAGGGGCUGACUUCAUAAGGACGCCCAGCCCAAAGAAGGUUCGGGUGUUUAGAGUAGAUCUCUGGAACGGCUUUUUGUUUGUUUUGUUUUUCUCGUGGUUUGGGUGUUCUUCAGGCAUAGUUAAUUGACGGACAAGGACAGCUUAAAGGCGGCAAGAAAAUGGAACCUGAUUGUAUUACUCAUCCAAAGCCUUAGAAUGUACCAACGGGUCAGCACAAUGCAACACGCCAUUUUGAACCAUGCAGCUGCCUAAUCCAUGCCAUAAUGCAACACACACAGAACACUAUGUGGCUGUCAUGUUCGUGUUUUCCCAAACCCCUCCUUCCUUCUUAGACAAGGAGUGUUCAUUUUGUUUGGAAAGUACUUUGAUAUUAGUUGUUAUUUUUUAGUUUUGCGGAUGAUAUUUAUCUUUAUAAUAAUGAGUAUAUUAGGAGGGGUGUGUGUGUGCGUGUGUGGGGGCGUUUCUGCGUGUGUCCUCCCAUCCAGAGUUUUCCCCAAAAAUUCCACGUAAUGUCUUUUUUUUUUUUUUUGGUACAGUUGCGAUUGUAAGCUCAAUAUUUUCUACGUUAUGUAUAUUGUUGAAGUGUAUGCAUUUGUUUGUUCAUUUCUCUAGUCUUUUUUUGUGUUUGUUCUUUGAACAAAGAUGUUUUAUAUGAGUAUCUAACAGUGUUGACACAACAGAAACAAGAGGCUGAGUUGUCGCUGUGGCAACGUUCGUCAAUAACUGACUAAUAUUUUAACAAUUGUAAGGUUUGUACCUAGUCCUAUAAGCGUAAAAAACAAAAAAGAAGAAGAAGAAAAAAAGAUGUUAUCGAAAAGUCUAGUUCAUAGAUGUUAAGAGUAAAGAUGUUAUUUUCUAUCCAUUUCAAAUAUUAACUGUUUAAAUAUUUCUACUCUCCCUGGAAAUUGGGCCAUGUUGGAAAACAAGCUGCAUAUUUAAUCACUUUUACAGGCGUUGCCGGCGGGGUGAAGGUGAAGUUGGCGAGCGGCGGUCCGACGCGCUCGUCUCCAGCUUCGCCAACCGCAAACAACGGGGGGGGGAGGCAAGGAGGACAGGGUGAGGGGAAUAAAGAGAUAAUAAAGGUCGACUUUUUUGCACUUCUGUACAUAGUAAAAAAACAAAUGAAAAUAGAGAGUAUCGUGUAUAUUGAGAUCUUAUUUUGAAUAAAAAAGAAAAACGAUGACAGGGAAUUUUGCUAGGACAACAAAAAAAAAAAAACAACAAAAGAAAAAAAUGAUUCUUUUUGAAAGGCUGAACAAAAAUUGCUUGCAUUUAGAGGGCCCUGAGUUCUCACUCUCCUGCCUCUUUUCGGAAUGAUAAUAAUCAGGGUUUCCCCCAGUGUAUUAAAAGCCUGGCGGGCCACCAGGCUUUACUUGUGCCCCCACCAGGCUUAGCAUUGCUUAUCUAUUUAAGUUUUUAUAAAUGUUUGCAUUUUUUUAAGACUUUAUGUGUUAUUGGACGAUUGGAAGAUUAAUAUCUGAACACCAACUACAACUAUCAAGAGAUAUUUUCCGAUUUCCUGCAAACUUUAAACCUUUUUUAAACUCAAAAACAUGACGGGCGGCGGGAUGAAUGACUGCCAAGCGACCCAACCACCAGGCUUAGCAUGUUUUCUGGGGGAAACCUUGAUAAUUAUAAAAAAAUAAAAGGCCAAUUGUUGCUCCCUCUUUUUUGUCAGCAGCUUGUAGUUUGCCCGGUAAAACUUCUGGAAGGAGGCGUCCACGGCCAUCCUGCCACAUAAGAGCCUGACGGGGGUCAGGAGGGGGGUGAGGGGGUUCGUCUGGUUUCCCUUAACCUGUCUGUAUCGACGGUCCGCGCCAUGCCUGCCCCCCUCACCUCCCGCCCCCAGGCCCCACCUACCACAACAUGUUCUGUCUGUUUUACCUUUACUCAGAGUGGAUUGCAUGUCAACGGAAAUACAUAUAAUACAGUGACGGAGAAGAAAAAAAAGAUAAUAACCUUCACAACACACUAAUACUGAAUAAGAACUCAUUUACACAGAAAGAUGUAUUUACAGUAUACAAUAUCCUAUCAAUGUAAUGGAGUAAAAUAUAUAUAUAUAUAUAUAUAUAUAUAUAUAUAUAUAUAUAAUACAAAAACAUAGAGUAGUGGUUUUAUUUUUUAAAAAAAAGGGGGUUUCAGAGGCUAUACUCACUAACUUCACCACUUGGGGAGAUAAAAUACAUGCAACACAAACACCGUAGCUAUAAGAGUCAUUUUUGUUUCCGUUUGUGUCAGCUGUGCUUGUGGUCGAUGGAACGGAUUGAGCAGAAAUGUCAGGGCGACGUCAGAGUCCUAAAGAAACCGCCUUGUACGUACAUUUUAUUCCAAAUACCUUAUAAUUAUUGCAAAUGGAGUCCUUAUCGUUUCAAUGUGCGUGCUUCGUCCUUGGAUCAAAA
Molecule: messenger RNA, 6737 nt
Organism: Xiphophorus couchianus (Monterrey platyfish)
Lineage: Eukaryota; Metazoa; Chordata; Actinopteri; Cyprinodontiformes; Poeciliidae
Product: muscleblind-like protein 1
Exons: 11
Coding region: 1081-2277 (398 amino acids)
Biological process (GO): regulation of RNA splicing
Cellular component (GO): nucleoplasm; cytoplasm
Molecular function (GO): metal ion binding; RNA binding
Source: RefSeq, a predicted model, not a curated record